GAAACAUCUGGACGUCUCCCUCUCUCUCUGCUCACAUAGAGGCAGAACAUGUAGACCUAACCACACAAAGACUGGAUUCCUCCCACACAACAUGGCUCGGUGCUGGACGCAUUUGACCGAGCUCCUGGUCCUCCUGACAGCCGGUGCUGUCCACUCUUUAGGAGCAUAUGUGUUGUGUAAGUGGUGCGAUGCUUCCACACCUCGGUGCAAAGACCACAUCUGUUUCAGCAACUGCAACCUGACCUCCACCUGCGAAUCUGAUACAGAAAUCUGUGUUUCUAUUUGGAGGAAGACAAAUAACUCAGUGAAGGUGCAAACGAUGUGCCAUGACCCCAAAGUGCCCCUAGAUGGCGUUGACCCAGCAUUGUUGCUGAAUUUCACCUCCAGAAAAUGUGCCAUGGUCCAUCAGCCUUCAGUGAAAGGGACCAUGAUGGUCUGUGGAUGCCAAGGCGAAGAGGAAUGUAAUGACAGGCUCAUCUUUAGCAAGGGAUUCAGUGGUUUCUCUGGGUUGCAAAAUAAGGAUGUGAUUGGAGUGGUAGUCAUCAGUUUGGUACCUCUCGUCCUCAUAGUCAUAGUGGCCACUGCUGCCUUCUAUUUCUACCAGAUACGCCGCCAUGAUUGGCCUUCCAAACCCACACCAGAGCUCUAUCAGGCCUUGGCCGUACCACACAGUGGACCAGUGCCAAGAGACGAAGGAGGAGAAAAAAGACGAGAGGAUCUUGAUAUCGAACAGGAGGAUUUUCAUACCAAAGAGCUCAGUCUAAGAAAUGACAACAGUUAUAGGUCAGAUUUGCAAAGGGAUGACCUCCUGCCCAUCAAACUGGAUCAAAUGGUGGGGAAGGGACGCUUUGCUGAGGUGUGGAGGGCACGGCAGCUGCACAGUGAGAAAGGGGGAGUCAACCGGUAUAAAACUGUGGCUGUAAAGGUGUUCCCGAGUAAGGAAUAUGCCUCUUGGAAAAACGAGUGCUCUGUCUUCUCUGACCCUACGCUGCACCAUGACAACUUAGUACAGUUCCUUGGAGCCGAAGAGAUACCAAGUAGCGCUCUCCAAACCUACUGGUUGGUCUUGGCCUACUACAGUCUUGGAAAUCUGCAGGACUUCCUUACGUCUAACAUAGUAAGCUGGGAGGAGCUGAUUGCCUUGGCAGGUUGCAUUGCCAAAGGAUUAGCUCACCUUCACAGUGACACAACAACCAAUGGAAUACCAAAGGUACCUGUUGCCCAUCGUGACAUAAAGAGCAGCAAUGUUGUGGUAAAGAACAGAAAGGAGUGCGCCCUGUGUGACUUUGGUCUUGCUUUGCGGCUUGAUCUCUCCCUAACAGUAGAUGACUAUGCCAACAGUGGACAGGUAGGAACAGCACGAUACAUGGCCCCUGAGGUACUCGAGUCCAGAGUGAACCUGGAGGACCUCGAGGCCUUUAAACAGAUGGAUGUGUACUCCAUGGCUAUGGUCCUUUGGGAGAUGGCUUCUCGGUGUGAGGUCAUUGGAGCGGUGAAGAGCUAUGAGCCAGCAUUCGGCUCCAAACUUUGUGAGCAGCCGUCUGUGGACAGCAUGAGAGACCUGGUUCUGAGGGAUCGAGGACGGCCUGACAUCCCCCCAAUGUGGACACAGCACCAGGGCAUGAAUGUAUUCUGCUCCACCAUCACAGAGUGCUGGGAUCACGACCCAGAGGCCAGAUUAACCGUCCACUGUGUGGUGGAACGCCUUAACAUCCUGCAGCAGGGUGAGGAGUGGUGAGGAUAAUCCUCAUCCCCCUUCCUGGGAUCUGGCUUCAUAAGGAAAAUGAAAAUUGACAUUUUAAAAGCAUCCAGCGAAGAGCUGCUGAGUAACCAAAGUUUUUCAAAUACAAAUGACUGAAUGGAAAGUUAUUGGUCAUAUUCCUGACUUGUCUUUAAAACAUAGAGAUUUUUGGAAUCAACAACUUAGUUCUAACCAACAAUAUAUUUUUUCUUCUUUUUGCUUAUUUUGACUUCCUGUUUUCUGCUGCUUUGUUAUGCAUUAUAAGGGAAGCCACUAAGGUUUGUAGAAGUGGGAUGACAUCAGGAAAACGUCCCUGGAGAAACAUCAGAAUGUCACUGUGGAGAUGUUCCUCAUAACCCCACAUAUUUCUAUUGAGAUACUUUGGGAUUUCUGGUCUUCAUCAACUUCUUGAACAGAACCUGAAUAUCAAAAGUGAAGCUUCAUGGGUUGAACUAAAAAGCCACCACAGUUUUAUGACCAAAAAUCAAUUUCAGAACUCUACCCUCAUUGCUUUGCCUUUUGAUUGUGUCAGAAGAUACAGCCUCCUAGGUAAGUAAAGCCUGGUUAAGGCAUUAGCCUUACAAAUGUGAGAUGCCACCAGAAAGUAUUCACACCCCUCCACCAAUUCCAUGUUCUAUGUCACAGAUUUAGUUUUAAAUUAACAAUUUUUGAAACAACAUUUUUUAAACCUGGCUACUCAACGUCCCAUAAUGAGAAGCAAAAACAUGCAUAGAUGCUUCCAACAUGAACCAAUCCAGUGUUUUUGAUGGGACCCCAACCAGUUACACACAUUUUUGAGUUUGGGGCUUUCUAACCCAGCUUUUGGCUCAGUAAUAAGUAUUUGCUGUUUCUCCUUUAACUAGUUACAGCCUUGCUUUAUGAAUAUGCUCUCUGUAAAUAUGAGUGCAGCUACUCUCAGUCAAUGGAAAGACUGUGGUAAUAAAGAGUCAAUUUGUCUUUUAUUUGUGACGGCAAAAAACCACCAUUGAUCUGCUGGCAGAUGCAUACAGAUGGUUUGUUGUGUGAAACUGUUCAUCUAUGUGGAGCUGGUCUCCAUUUAUUCCUAGAAUAAUUGAUGGGGGCUGAUUGUAACGGCAAUAGCCUAAAUGUUGGAGCAAAAAGGAGAACCAACUCCUUCCUGAUCCAUUGAACUCUCUUUCUCAAUUGAUUAUUGGCAUUUUUUCCAUUUUAUCGUCUAAAUGUGUUAUUCUUCACUGUCAUUUGUCUUUAUGGGUUAUAAGAAUAGCAGGGUAUUAGAAAGUUAUUAUAAAGUGUGAUAAUAAAAGAAACUGCAUUAGUCUUUUUGAGCUAAUCUUCUCUUUGGUUUGUUUUGUCUGCUUGACAAAGUUUUUCUAUCUGAUUAUUGUGUUUAAAGCCUUUUUCAUCAUGCAUUUUGUAAAAAAAA
Molecule: messenger RNA, 3146 nt
Organism: Cyprinodon tularosa
Lineage: Eukaryota; Metazoa; Chordata; Actinopteri; Cyprinodontiformes; Cyprinodontidae
Product: TGF-beta receptor type-2-like
Exons: 8
Coding region: 92-1738 (548 amino acids)
Biological process (GO): protein phosphorylation; transforming growth factor beta receptor signaling pathway; heart development
Cellular component (GO): signaling receptor complex; plasma membrane
Molecular function (GO): metal ion binding; ATP binding; activin receptor activity
Source: RefSeq, a predicted model, not a curated record